GGGGGGGGGGGGAAGCUUAAAAACUUGCACCUUGAGAAGAAAGGAAGGAAAACGGAAUCUGCAGCCCAAAGAUGAAGCAGUGAAUGGAAAGAGCAAUUUAACUGGAAUCAACAAGUGGGAACUUUUGCACGCCUUGUUCUUCCCCUCCCUUCCCGCUGCAGCCCGCAAGCUUUCAGAAACUUUGUUGCUGGAAAAAAAGGAAAAAAAAACCAAACCAACCAAAACCAAACAAAAACUUGUCCCCGUUUUGCGGACCUUUCCUCCCGCGCCUCUCCCGGGAUAUAGCAGGCACCCUCACCCGCGAUGCUGCCCAGGCCCAGCGCUGCCCUGGCCGUCUAUGCCCUUCAGGGGCUGCUCCUGCUGCACGGUCUUCCUGAGGAAGAUUUUUUUGAGAAACCAACACUAAGCAUUGCAAAAGACCAGAUUGUCAUCUUACCAGGAGACACCCUAAAAAUAAAAUGCAGGGGAGCACCUUCUGUAAGCUGGCUGUUGAGGGGGGACCAGAAGGAAGACCCCCGAGUGCACAUCAGUAAUUGUCACAAUAAUACGAGGCAAAGCUGCAGCAUGCUUGUCAUCAGGAAAGUCAUAGCUAAUGACACUGGUUACUUCACCUGCAUCCAUGAUGACUCCCCAACUAAUGAAGAUCUCAUGGCCAAGAUUUAUGUGUUUGUUAAAGACUACAGAAAUCCAUUUGUGCAGAUUCACCUGGAACAUCCCGAAGUAAUCUACAUUUUAGAUGCUAACCAAACGGUGGUUGUCCCCUGCCGAGUUACCUCACCAGAUAUCAAACCUAAGCUUACCCAGUAUCCUUCUUCUGUAGAGGUGAAAUUCAAGAAGAUGGUGUGGGACCCAAGAAGAGGAUUUGUCAUCCCCUCUGAUUCUUUUGUUUACUCUGGAGUACUCACAUGCACUGCAAAUGUCAAUGGAAGUGUGUUCACCUCCUUUUACCUAGCACAGAGACUGGAGGGCAGAGCACAGAACCUGGCUCUGAAGGCAACUCCCAGAAAACUGCUGGUUGGAGAAACUCUCUAUUUGGAGUGCAGAGCAGAAACCUUCAGCAACGGUCGCAUUGGGCUCAUAUGGACAUGUCCUAAUGGGAGACACCCUUAUCCUAAAAAAACCAUGAAGCGGAGUGGCAUGGUGAAUAAAGUUCAGAGUAACCUGACAAUUGAAAAUGUCACCAUGCAAGAUGGAGGCAUCUAUAUAUGCAAAACAUUCAACGUAACAAGGCUGGAGGCCAAUGUCACAGUUACAGUGUAUGACAAACCUUUCAUUACGGUUUCACAUAAGAAAGGGCCUUACUACGAGAUUACAUCAGGACACAAGUCACUGAAACUGGCUGCAAAGGUGGAUGCCUUUCCUCGUCCAAGCGUCACCUGGUACAAAGAUGGCAAACUGAUUAAGGAUAACCACACCUGCUAUGAGCCAGAUCCAAUGAAGUACAGACUGGGCAUCAGAGAUGUGAGACCAAAGCAUGCUGGAAACUACACCAUCGUCUUGAGCAACGCAAAAUAUGGCCUCUAUAAGAACCUCACCAUGCAGCUGGUAGUGACAGAGAGACCCAAAAUCUAUGAAAAGGAAACUGAUUUUGGUAAGAUUGAGCAGGUAGAAUUAAGAAGCAAACACACAAUCCUGUGCACCGCCAGCGGGAACCCUGACCCAAAGAUCGUGUGGAAGUGGCAGCCCUGCAGCCUCACGGGCACACUAUGCAACCCUGAUGGACCAAAAAUUGUGGUUCAGGAGAACAUGUUCAUAGGCAACAAGAUCAGAAGCAUUGAAAACAUAGCCAAGAAGCAUGAGGAUAAAAGAAAGAUUGUGAGCAAACUGACUACGGAGAACAGCAGUGCAUCAGGAAUCUAUUACUGUGUGGCUUCAAACAAGAUUGGGGAAGAAGAGAGGAGCAUUAAGUUCUACGUCUCAGGUGUGCCAUCUGGGUUGCAAACAGACCCACAAGUCACAACUAUCGUGGGGAACGAUGUCCGGCUGACCUGCCGGGCAUCCAAGUACAUCUACAGUCACCUGGCCUGGUAUUACCCCUCCUCAGAGGUGGCUCUCAGUGACUCUGUGAUCAAGAAAACUGACAAAUACUCCAUUUCUUUGACAUUGAUCAUUACUAACAUCACGGAGGAACAGAGUGGCCUCUACAAGUGCAGAGCCCAGAACCAGCACAACAGCACUGACAUGCUGGAACGGCACACUCAGCUCCUCGUCAGAGCAAAGGCAGCACCGUAUGUGAUACAAAACCUGACGGAUCUGGAGGUUAACAUCAGCGGCAAGAUCAUCCUGGAGUGCAAAGUCAGUGGAACACCAGAACCCCAGAUCACGUGGAGGAAGAACGGCUACCCCAUUUCAGCAGCCUCAGGAAUUUCCAUGGAAAAUAAUACCCUUGUCAUUGAGCGAGUGAAAAAGGAUGAUGAAGGGCUCUAUGAAUGCAAAGCGUCCAACGACAUGGGCCAAGACAGCACAUCAGCCUUCAUUAAAAUACAAGGUUCUGAGGAGAAAUCCAACAUUGAAGUUAUCAUUUUGGUCUGCACUGGUCUGGCUGCCACCCUCUUCUGGCUUCUUCUGACCCUAUUCAUUCGGAAGCUGAGAAAACCUGAUGCCACAGAUAUUAAAACAGGAUACCUGUCAAUUAUAAUGGAUCCAGAGGAAAUGCCUCUUGACGAGCAGUGUGACCGGCUUCCCUAUGACAGCAGCAAAUGGGAGUUCCCAAGAGACAGACUGCGCCUGGGUAAAACACUGGGUCAUGGUGCUUUUGGGAAGGUGGUGGAGGCGUCUGCUUUUGGCAUUGAUAAAUCUUCAACCUGCAAAACAGUUGCCGUAAAAAUGCUUAAAGCAGAAUGUGCAACUACUAAUGAAUGCAAGGCUUUAAUGUCUGAACUGAAGAUCCUCAUCCACAUAGGACAUCAUCUGAAUGUAGUCAACCUACUGGGAGCCUGCACCAAAGCUGGAGGUCCUUUAAUGGUCAUAGUGGAAUAUUGCAAAUAUGGAAAUCUGUCCAACUACCUAAGAGGAAAACGAGGAGAUUUCAUUGCAUACAAGUCCCAGGAACACUCUGACCAAGCAGAGAAAAGUCUGGAUGAGUCCAACAGUGAUUUGACUGAAUUGAUCAAGAGGCGCCUGGAGAGCGUCGCCAGCACAGGAAGCUCUGCCAGCUCAGGAUUUAUUGAAGAUAAGAGUUACAGUGAUUCAGAAGAUGAUGAAGAAGAUGCUGAGGAUCUGUACAAACGGCCCCUGACUUUGGAGGAUCUGAUUUGCUACAGCUUCCAAGUGGCAAAAGGCAUGGAGUUCCUCGCCUCCCGAAAAUGCAUUCAUCGGGAUUUGGCAGCAAGGAACAUCCUUCUCUCAGAGAACAACGUGGUUAAGAUCUGUGACUUUGGGCUAGCCAGGGAUAUCUACAAAGACCCUGACUAUGUACGGAAAGGAGAUGCACGACUUCCACUCAAAUGGAUGGCUCCGGAAGCCAUUUUCGAUAAAAUUUAUACAACACAGAGUGAUGUGUGGUCUUUUGGAGUGCUGCUCUGGGAAAUAUUUUCUCUGGGUGCCUCACCAUACCCUGGAGUGCAGAUAGACGAGGACUUUUGCCGACGGCUCAAGGAAGGAACCCGGAUGAGAUCUCCAGAGUACUCUACUCCAGAAGUCUACCAGACAAUGCUGGAUUGCUGGCACGGAGUGCCCACCGAGAGGCCGACCUUCACCGAGCUCGUGGAGCGCUUAGGAGAUCUUCUUCAAGCCAACGUGCAGCAGGAUGGUAAAGACUAUAUUCCACUGAACAUCACCCUGUGUCCUGAUGGAGAAUCUAACUCCAAAACUUGCCCUGUGGAGGAGAACUUGAACACUGGUGUAAAUCGCUGGAGCACAGUGGAAACUGGUAACAGCAGCAAGAAGAGACCCCUGAGUGUGAAGACAUUUGAUGAAGUAUCAGUAGAAAAGGAGAAAGUGACACAUGAGGAGUCAGACAGCGGGAUGGUGUUGACAUCAGAUGAGAUAAAAAGCCCGAAGAGGCUGGAAAUCCGUUCUUGGCCGUAUGGGAUCAUGGCUCUAGCGCGGAGAGCUGUCAGCAAGAGCAAAGAGUCCAUCUUGUCUGAUCAUGACCGUGAGGCUGUUAAAUACCAGCCAGCAGUGCAGGUAGAAGAGGACACCAUGGACUUCACACUGGAAGACUCUGUUCUGCUUCCUAUGGAUCCAAACCUGGAAUGCCACAGCCCACCUCCAGAUUACAACUCUGUCAUUCACUACUCAGCCCCUCCAGUGUAAUCAGCCCAGCAGGGCACAGAGCAGCUUGCACCUCUCUUCACCACACAAGAUCCUGACACACCUCUAUGCCUGGAUGAAGAGGCUGGGUAAAAAUGAAAGGGAAAUCUGACAGGACAAUGGUUCAUAUGUUUCUUCUAGCACAUCUCUGGUGCGAAUAGAAACAUUUCAGAAGCAUCUUUUUUUGCUAUCUUUAAAGGCCUGUUGCAACACAUGCAGUACAUUAAAAUUCUGUCUAUCAGAAUUCUAAGUAGAAGCUGCAACCCAGAACUGCUUCUAUUCCCUUCUCCCCAGGCUGGGGAGGCACUGGCCUCUGCAGAUUUUCAAGUUCCUUUCUUCAUAUUUCACUCCAUAAGAGUUCCCAAGAGUCAUGUCAAGCCAGUUGUGAAAACAAAAUUCAUUCUAUUGGUCCUGCACACACCCUGCAGGGACUGCUGAGAGUGACGCUGUGAGGGAUCAGUUGAAAACAACAGCCACACACACUGAUGUUUUGCUUCUGGAGAAAAUCCAAAACUGAAACAUCAUUCUUAACUUGGGAACUCAACUUCCAUAGAUAAUCACUGAAAUACUUUGAAAUCCAAAAUAUUGUGUUAUAAUUUGUGAUUUAAUCAUUUCCACUGUCUGUAGGAACACUCCUAACAAUGAGAUGGCACAGAGAAAGCAGGUAGCACUUGUGUGUCCAGAGGCAGGCUGGCCUUUCAGGCCACCAGGGCAUCCAAUGGCCUUGAAUAAUUUUGUGUUUUCUCCUUGCCCAAACAGCUGUUUCUCUAGCAUACAUGCAAUGGGGAACCUUGCUGGAGGUGCAGCUGCAACAAUUGCAAGGCCAAAUCACUGCCUUAAGUAAGAACCUUAAGCCUAAAUAGACAGAAUUUCCCAGCACACGUGCACAUCUGUCAGUGUGCAUAAAAUACCCAUCAAAAACCAGUGUUCCAUACAAAUGCACAUACAGCCUUGAGGCACCAGCAUUUUUACACUUCCUUUCCACACAUAGGCCAUUUACUAAUAAGAAAAAAAAUUUCCUUCAAGUUCUGUGGCAGGUGCCCCAUGGUUGGAUCCUGGGAACACCAGCCCAUGCUAAGCUGUAAUCAUGUGGCACAUACUUGUCUCUGCCUUGCCAGGGUAAGCAUUGUAUGAUAUGCAAAGCUCUGCAUGGGUUCAUGGUAAUUUAAAGCUUUUUUUGCAGCUUAAUCCUGCAGGACUGAACGGAUCACAAAUUCUCACAUUUGAGAAACUCAAAGUGUGUUGCUCCCUGCUCAAAAGCUGUGUGGCAGGGACUGUUGGUCUGCAAGUCUGUGUACCCAGGUCCCAUGCAUAGCCCACACAUGCACACAGCUUCAAAAAAAACAUAACCCUUGUCAUUUAGUGUGUUAUGUAACAGUCAGAGCUGACUUCAGAAAUCUAGGAAGGGAAAAGGUAGCAAGUAUAAAAACCAAGGAUGAGAAACAUGUUCAUUGACAGUCAAAGCUAUCACCUCCUAAGUUACUAGGAUCUGUAAAUCUGUACAGUUUCUUCCAAGGUCUGCCUGACCCUUUUCCUCUUAGAUUUCAUGCUGAUUUUACUUUUUCAGAGAAGGAUAUUUUUUUCUUCACGAUUACAAACUAAAGAAAAACCACCUAAAUCCAACACUUGCAAACCAAUUCAGUUACCUUGACAAAGACAGCCUGAACACCCUUGAAGCAGUGAAGAAAAUAAUCUCUGGGUGAUCAGUUACAGUUGGUUACAUUUGAAGUAAACAAAACAAGCCUCAGGUAUUAUCAAAGGAGGAACAAAUCUCCAAACCCACACCCUGUUAACUGUGAAUGCUGAAGCAUCUGAAGUACAGGCUCCUGGGAACUGCACUUCUCCUCAACUUCAGAUCCAACAUAAUAAGGAAAUCUCCUGCAGUAGCUCAUGAGCCCCUUGUGCAUAGAGGGCCUGCUGCAUAGCUGUGGUCUGUAGUUGCUUUAUGGCCUUUUUUUGCACUUGUUUGUAUUUUAGUACCUAUGUAUUAAGUAGUGCUGGUCAUAUAGCAGAAUAAACUACUGGGAAGGCAUUCAUCUGAUGAGCCCCAGAAAGCUCAUUGGAUCAGUUUUUCAAUGAGGAAAUUCAUUAUCUAUACCUCUGCUCAACUAAUCAAUCACUUCUUUUGGAAGGAACUUAUUCCCCUGGAAAAAAGAAAGACAGGUACAGACAGUUUGUCUGGCUCUGCUGUUAAUGGCAUCAGUGUGAGAUGGUUUGUUAUUGUGCCUUGCUCUGUAGGAUAAGAAAAUUAGUGUUUAAAAACCUUUGCUUAUAAACUUUAAAAUAAGUAUGUAUAGGGGAAAAGCCUCAAGUUAUGCUAUUUUGAAAAAAGAACAGGAAACACUGCUGGGUGAACUGUCUGCUUCUGGAGAGCUGAGUACACCAUCUUUCCACUUGAGGAAGGAUGAACUGUGGAGGUUUCUCUGAGCCCAGAGGAACAUGAAGCACAGCUCCUGAGCAGGCCCCAAGCAGGCAGGGGGAGCCACAGCCCCCCAAAUCAGCCCCUCUGUCUCACAUGAGAUGAGAACAGAACCAGACCCAACUGCUCCAUACGUUUUAAAACAUGGGUGGCACUGACAGACCCUGGACACUGGGGGCUCCUCUGCAGUGAGAAAUCAACAGUUGUCUUGGGCAGUAUCACUGGCCAGGUCUUCUGAGAGCAAAGACACCCUCUGGACCUGCAGCUGUGACCUUCAAGGGUUUCUUCAAGAAGUUCUGGAAAUGGCAAGUGACUGAUAUUUGGGCAGCUGUGUUUCCAAUGUUUAUUUUGAGUGGAAGAUUUUUUCCUCCUUAUAGUAAAUGUAAUAAGCAGAAGUAUUGCCUGAAAAGUAUUACUGAACAUGUCUUCUAUUUUAUUUACUAAUAUUUUGUUUGACCUUCUCUCCUCCCUUAAUUUAAUGAUUGUUCUUUUCUUACAAUGAUGUAUAUAAUUUACACAGUAGAAACAAAUAUAGUAAUUCAUUUAUAUGGUAAAAUUUGUAACAUUUUAGUCAAGAGAGAUACUCAGACAUAACAAAUUUAAAGUAUAGUUACUAAACAUUUCACUAAUGCUUGCAGGCCAGGCUCCAGUUUACAGUACCUACUAGUGCCAUUUCAUAGCAGUUCUCUUGGCUGUGAUUAUCUCUGCCUCUCACCCACUCUCCACAUCAAGUAGUUUCAGUUAGGAAGCAGGAAUCUGGAGGAAUCUGGCAGGUUUAUCUCAUUCCUGGAAGUGUCACCACACAGCUCAUGGUAAAGGCAAGGAAUUUCCACUGCCUCCAUUUCAAUUGAGGUGUAUUGGCUAGAGGAUCAGAAGGGGCCAAACUCUAAUGUGAUGUUUUAUAUUUUUUCAGACUUCUCAGGGAUUCUUACUUGACUUGUCACCACCUGCUUUAUCUAACCUGUGCUCAGUGGUAUCUGCUGUUAACAUGUACCUUGGUUUUUUUUUUUUUUUUCAACGGUGCUCUUACUCCUACUGGUUUUCUCCUCUUGUAGCCCCAGAGGAUUAGGGCAAAAGAACUCUUGAGCUGACCUCAAAACAUGUUGUCUUCUCUCCAACAAUCACCUGCCACACAGGUGUCCAAGGAUAAGUGCCUUCACCUCCAUGUUGUUGCUCAGGCUGGUGCUUUUAACAGUCUGGUUUCCUCUCUCCCCUUUUCAUCUACUUCUCAAUUUGUUCUUCAGAGUCUUUGCUUUUCUGUCUUUUGAAUAAGAUCAGUUAUAGGACUCAUUUCACUUUGCUAUUUCCUAUACACUCUGCAUUUGCAGAGGCUGAACUAGAUAAUCUAAGCAAGCUUCUCUUCACAUCAAAUUUUUCUCUAAUAUAGGCAAGGAAAACUAGUUUAAAUUGGUUUAUCUGGGAACCUCUCUGUAUCCUUCCCUGAAGGAGACAAGCUUUUGAAUCUAUUGAUUUUUCCAUAUUGGUAUCUGGAGCAAAACAAAGGUUGGUGACUACCUCUGUGAAUCUCAUCCUUCUCCUGGUCCUCUCUCAAACAGUGAGGUUUCUCUUCAGUUCUUCCAAGUUAUCCUCACAAAAAGAGGUCCUAACCAGGAUGCUGGGCCUGCACCAGCAAUUCAGGAUAUCAAGGAAGGUAAGAAAAAAACCUAUAGUUUGAGAAACAGUCUCCAACAAAACCACUGAAAUUGGAACCCACAGAAUGCUGGAGGUGUCUGUUUAAGGCUUCCUGCAGGCAUGAACUGCUCUGCUGAAGACACCCUGCUAGCAGGAGCACUGCUCCUCCCUCAGCCUGCUUGGCAAAGGCCAUAGCUCACCUGGGGUGUCCAGGCACUUCUCUCUUGGUCUUUUCACUCCUCUGUGGGGCAGGAAUGGCAAUUGACACAUGAUCCUGUAAGUGGCCAGUCAACAGCGCGUGACUGACCUUCUCCAGGUUGCUCCACACUGGGUGCUGGCCCUGCCUUGUCCUGUCCUAUCCUGCUUUACAAACCUGAUCCAGCCCUAAUCUAGCUCCAAGGGGUGCCCUUGGGUCAAGGGUCUCUAGCUCACACCAGCACCAACUGGACAACACUGGGAAAUGUUUGCAGGGAAACAUGACUAGCAAAUAGCUCCAUCACAAGAUAAAAGCAUUACCAGGUUUUCCUGAACACAGGAAUCAGCCAGAAUCAGUAUCACACUCAGAUCAGCCUUUUCUUACCAUAAAGUGAAUGCAAAAUACAGAAGGUUGCAACAAUUCUUUUGUCUCUCCCUGCAAAUAGUAAUGGCCAAACCCUGGAAUUUAAGUUAAACUUGGGACUUAAAGAAAAUAAACCAAGUGCCAUGUAACACUAAGGAAUGUUUGUCUGCCAUGUUCCUGUCUGAAGAAUGUAUGCACUGAACACAAUGCUUUCUUAUGUAGUCAAAAAUUGUACUGUAUCUAUUAACCAAAAAAAUAAAAAGAUUCUAUAUUUAUACA
Messenger RNA from Apus apus (common swift), 9143 nucleotides. Its product is annotated as vascular endothelial growth factor receptor kdr-like. Gene Ontology annotation, biological process: positive regulation of kinase activity; protein phosphorylation; multicellular organism development. Gene Ontology annotation, molecular function: ATP binding; vascular endothelial growth factor receptor activity. Lineage: Eukaryota; Metazoa; Chordata; Aves; Apodiformes; Apodidae. The record is from RefSeq and is a predicted model, not a curated record. Bases 304 to 4257 code for a protein of 1317 amino acids. Gene Ontology annotation, cellular component: signaling receptor complex; plasma membrane. The transcript has 30 exons.